AAAAAUUCAACCACAGUUGUGCUCCACUACUGCAACUGAACUGUCUAACAAUAUGUGUCGUUCUGUGUCAUCGAUAGGCGCGAUUUUUUAUUUUUUAUUUUCGUUGGCGGCAGCAGAUUGGAUUUGCCCAGUCGGGAAUAAAUAUUGUUUUCAGUGGAUAAACGAACCCCCUAGGACUUGGAAUGAAACCCGAGCUAGAUGUGCCCAAAUAGGAGGAGAUCUUCCUGGGGCAGACCAUUUGCAUGUAUUGAGCCACGCAUGGGUUAAUGAAUAUCCUUUCUGGACAAGUCUGUGUUUCAGCAAUGGACGUCUGCAAUGGUUAGGAACCAUUUCAUACGAGGAACGAAAUCUUGCAUUUAUUGAUACAUUUUUGCCUGGCUUGACGACACUUCACGAUGUCGACGGCAAAAUGUACUGUUUCUACACUAACGGCAACAUGGUUGAUCCACUGACAACUUUCGGCCUCUCUCUGAAAGACAGUCAACAUUUAAUAGGAUCUAUGUGUGUUUCAGACUACCGAUUCACUCACUCCUUCAUCGGAUCAACGCUGGGAGGACAUGUAUUAUCAGCCUCGAUGAUAGCUGAGGGCACCGAUAUAGACUGGGGCCCUAUAAGGCAAAAUCAAGACGGUUUCGUAAAUAUUUUCCCACUCCAAGCUACUUCUCUGAAAUUAAAAUGCGUCGUCCAAACAACAAACGACGCUCAUAAAUCAUCAGUCCGCGUAAGGUGGAUUCGAAAUAAUGGUUACUUAGGCAAUUUUUCUCAGGAGGUUAGUUUUGCUUCUGCGGAGGAUCUAAUUCCUUGGAUUGGAUUUAUUCAUUGUGAAGCGUCUUAUCUGAAUCACCAACCAGUCUACAGUCAAGGAAUUCACUUGGUGGUGUGGAACACGGUGACAGCACGUCUCAUUUCCACCUGUAUUUCAUGCAAAGUGCAGAGCAUAAUAGAGACAGCAAAAAUUAUUUUAGCACAGUUUGUAGAGAUGGAAAUCACUCCAGGUAAAGGAACAGCAAUGGAAUUCUACAUUGAGCCUCCCGUCAUACACCACACUACGAUCUCGUUCAUGAUUCAUAUAAAGAAUAAGAAAAUCGAUAAGUUUGAUUUCAGAAUGGUUGAAAAACUUGGCAACGAAUUCCAACUAUCGCGCUGGGCAAAGAGUCGUUCUCUAUUUCUUCCCAGCGAUUCCGAUUUAGUUCUUGAGAUUAUUAGUCCAUGCAACAUGGUCUUGCCACAGGAUCGUCAGAACACGACAUGGAUUGGUUAUUUAGGUCAAACGGUACCAUCCGGGAAUUUUAUUGAUGGCCCCAUCUGCGUUAACAAUCAUGGGGCCAUUGUAACAAGAACAGCCAGAUGCGGUUUGUCUGAUUUACGUCCAACACCUCACGAAGAAUGUUUCUCUAUGAAAAUUAGACGAGAAGACCCACAAUGUUUCAACGGCUUCUAUCCAGCUGAUGGGAAAUGUUACCGAAUGACAGAAGCUUCUGAUUUUGCCACAGCUGUCGCUAAAUGUUGGGUCGGAUGGCCAGUGCAACCCGAAAUAUUGCUGCCAAACAGUAUAUCCAAUUGGGUGCAGACUUCACGCGAAUGGAUCUAUCAGACUCACUAUUCACCAGCUUCCCUAGUUUGGCUUCCCCUACGACGCGUUAAUAGGGCGGCUCCUCUUCAAACCCCAGUCUGGAGUUGGAACACAAUGAGCAACCGGUGGAUUCACAUGGCCAACGAUUGGAACACCACAGUUGAAAGCUCUGACGUCAGCCGUUUAUGUGCGGCAUACGAUUUAGUAAGGAAUAAAUUGAUCAGCACUUCAUGCCAAAAUCAUCUUCCGAUGAUCUGUAGUCGACCAUUAUUAUCACAACCCCUCAGUUCCGCUCAAUCGGGUGACGUGGGAGAAUACUUUUGCGACCCCGGUUGGCUGACUCAUUGGCUUGUGCUGGACACGGGAAUUUGCUACAAACGCUUCACGCUAAAGGAAGCCAUCGAUGCGGAUGAAGCUCAGCAAUUCUGCGUAAAACGCGGAGGACAUCUUGCCAACGCCCCAACUCACAGCACACGACUAGCUCUGGAGCAAGUCUACUCUUAUUUUAAUAACAGAAGCGUCGUUGACUCUUGGAUCGGACUGAGGAAUCAAGAUGGCCAGCCAGGAACUUUUAGCUGGGUGAACGAAACGGCUGGUGACCAUAGCAAGACGUACAACUGGCACCCUUAUAACGAAUUUAGUGAAGGCUACGCGUCAGCAUUUCGUAAUGGCAUGUGGUGGAAUUGGCCACGUCACACAAAACUGUGGGGUCUGGUCUGCCAAAAGAACGCGUCCGAUUGGAAAGACGGCAUUCGAUUGCUGCUUGAACCGUCUAAUGACCCAAUUAGGGAAGGCGAAUACGCUCUCGUUUUCACGUACGAACCCAAACCCAUUCUUCAAGAUGAAAACGAUGAUUACAUCACACCCGCAGCGUUCGAGACAAAGAAGAUAUUGAAUCAUUCUUAUUUGACUAAAUCCUUUUGGCUAUCCGAUUUUGACGUUGUCUGUCAUUUCACUAACUACGUUCGACGCUUCAGUUUCCCCAGAGGAUUUCGUCGACAGUAUCGAGCUCUGGUCCCCGUGUCAACGGCCAUGGGGUCGGGACCUUUCACUUGCGAAGCAUGGUUCAACAAACCGGCCUUUCGAUUCCAAUCGAAUACGAUCAUUCACCGACCCGCUCACUGGCACAACUUCGUCAUUGUUGUGUCGAAACAAAAUCCUCUCUAUCCAGGCUACCGCCAGUCACCAGAAAUAAACUGGAAUGGCGAAUCAGCUGUUAACGACCUUUUGCAACGAAUGAAUUUGAACCGAUUCCGCUAUUUCAAGGAUUUCAUGACCAAUUUUUCGGUUGUCACAAUAAGUGUCGAGCCCAACCAGAAUAAUGCGACUGGUACUGCAAAUAUUAUCAAUUAUUUAGUGUCAUUUUUCCUUUCGCCGGAUGUCCAGCGUUUCGAUCUGUUUGCAAACAUAAGACAAUGCCAAGCAGGGUGGGAUUCGAACGCAUUUAAAACCAGCACGCUAGACUACGAGAGCAUCCUUCAUUUACUCCUCCAGUUUUGCUUACCUUUGGUCUAUCGAAAUGGCGAAGAUUACCAGUUUAUUGAAGUACGAAGCACUGUAGCCUGUCCAUCAAUUCAUCCGCCCGAGACAUUUGGCCAUCACCUUCAUGAUGAAACUUCCAUGGCGAUCAACCGGUUCGCUUGGCCGAUGACAAAUAUUAACCGGAUGACUAGAUCUACCAACCCCUGUUUUAUAAAAGGGCAUAUUGUUCGUCGUACCUGCACGGGAAGCUUUGAGCAAGGUGCCAUUUGGGGGCCACCAAAGAUUGCGGAGUCGAACAAGAUAUUGGAUGAAGCAACCACUAUUUGCCAAGUGGCAGAUUACACGGAAAAUAAGAUGUAUCAACUAGAACGACUGUCAAUGGCUGCCACGGUCGACGGUCUUUCUCUUUCAUCAGAAGCCAUUUUGACAGAGUUGCUAAAAGAAUGGGAUGAGCAAACUUUCUUGUCUAUGGCUAGCCUCGAAUUAACUAUUUCCAGCCUUCGUCAAAUAUUGAACAGAUCUCGAAAUCAAACUGCCCAGCUAAAUCGCCUUCUCUUAACCACAGUUAUCGAACGGAUGUUACGCCCAGGUAAAUGUCCGCUGACUGAAUUGCAAUUCUUACCAGACGUUCUAGAAGAUUUGAUUCAGCUGUUCUCCGAUCUACCUGCAUUGGACAACAGGGGAUCGCGAGUUCGGGUCAAUAUUGGCGACCAGGUCUCUGUCGUGGCGGAUGGAAUUGAUACUACGCUCGGAAACCAACACUUUGCAUCCGAGAUAGUGAUCGAUUUCAAUCGCCUCUCAGUCACCAUCCAGAAAGAUGCCGAGAAUAGCGUUUUAUCCACCGUCGUGGCUCUACUUCCGUCUGAGCUUUUGGCUAUCGAUCCGGUGACAAAGAACAGCAUCAUCGAUCUGUACAAGGUAGAUGCCAGCGAUCGGACUCAGAGGAGCAUACUCGGGAAAUUCAUCGCCAGCCAAACAAUCGUACACGUCAACUUGAAAUCCGUCGUCAAGACGUCAGCGACUCCAUUUAUGCUGGCCUUCAAAAUUGAGGGGCCGUCAUCGGCGGAGAGUACCUUUUUGUGUGCGCGCUGGGACUCGCGUUUGAAUGACGUCCACGGCGGUUGGCUAACGGGCGAUUGCUGGUAUCUCGGACGCACGGAUGAAGCCGGAACUCACCUCUGUCAGUGCCAUUCUUCCGGCAUCUACGGCUUGUUCCACUCCGAAGAGGACAGAACACUGCGCUUGGCUUUGAUUCGACGACUGCCGAUUGUCAUCAAUGUGAUCCUGUUCCUCUUUAUGACUUCCUGCCUGAUUAUUCGCUCGGCAUUCGUCUGUCGAAAAGCGGUCCGUGAAAUGGAUUUGGUGGAGCUGGGCGCACGUCUCCAGCUGGUGAUCGCUUGGUUAACGAUGCUAUUUUGCCAUCUUGGCCAAUACUUUGCACCGGGCCAAAAAGUUGGUUGCAUUAUCUUGACAACAUUGUUUCAGUUCUUCCUGACGGCCGCUUUCUUCUGGAAUAUCAUUCUCCUGGUCGUCCGGCGCUGGCAAAUUCACCAACGCUGGAUCAGCAAUCAACACGCCUGUCUAGCAAAACUCUCUUUUGCCGUGUGGGCGCUCAGUUCCCUCAGCGUUGUGACGAUUCCGAUUUACAAGUGGAAAUACGUUCACGCCAAACUGGCGAUAAUAUCAGAAUGCUGGAUAGAAGAUCCGAUCGAUUUUGGAUUGACGGUUGCCAUAGUUUGUCUGGCUAGCCUCGUCAGUCUCAUUUUAAAUGUGAAGAAUCUUGGCGAUCAAAGGGAAUUCGGAGUCGCCUCAGAUUGGAACGCCAGUGACGUUCUGGGAGCCGUGAAUACGCCACUGAUGUGCCUGACCGGAUUGCUCGCCAUCUCGGACAACAGCUGGCUACAUUCAACUCCGGUUGCUAUCACUUUCAGCUUCACCUCAUCAUUGCUCGGUCUUAUUUGGCUGUGCACUUUCUGCACGCUGGUAGCCAACCCUACGGUCAAACAUGAAUUUCAACAUUCCAAUCGCAAACUUGGUCAGGAUUUGCAACUGAAAACCAUUUAUGGCUCCACUAUCGAAUAUCUUACCGAUCGUUGAUGUCCUAAUCGGUCCUAAUGCGACAUAAUGUGUAUAUGUGUACUAACCCAUAAAUAUAACUCGAUAUGCAAACUAAGAAAA
Messenger RNA from Daphnia pulex (common water flea), 5233 nucleotides. RefSeq lists its product as uncharacterized. Lineage: Eukaryota; Metazoa; Arthropoda; Branchiopoda; Diplostraca; Daphniidae. Bases 53 to 5152 code for a protein of 1699 amino acids. The record is from RefSeq and is a predicted model, not a curated record. The transcript has 12 exons.